UUAUUUCCAGCAUACCAGCGUGAAUUUCAGUGCAAAAAAAACUCCGCAAGAAAAAAUGUCCCAGGAGGAGGAAGUGAACGGAACAGACGAGGUGCAGGAUAAGAAACAGAAAAAAGCCGCUCGUCACGAUGGAGGUGUUGCUGAUCUCGAGAGGGUCACGGAUUACGCGGAGGAGAAGGAAAUUCACACAGCAGACAUCUCAAAUGCGGUGAAUAAGUUCGGGGACAAGAGAAAUAAAGAAGAUGAAGAGAAACUAGCCAAGGAGAGAGAAUUGCAGAAGGUACAGAUCAAGAAGGAAGAUGUGGAACUGAUUAUCAACGAAAUGCAAAUCAACCGAACGGCUGCAGAGAAAACACUGCGGGAGCAUCGAGGUGAUGUGGUUGCUGCCCUGGAAGCUCUGACCAAUUGAUCUCAGCGGCAACCCGGCUGCGAUUCACUCUGGCACUCCGGGGAGAGUACCACAUAAUCCCAUAAUCUUGGCCACACGACGACUCUAGACUGCGUCUAGUCCCGGGGAAUGGGGGGCACACACAAACAUAAAUAAAUAGCUGUAAGGCGACGCCGAGGAAUGAUCUUGAAUAGAGAAAAAAGAUUUUCCAAGA
Molecule: messenger RNA, 602 nt
Organism: Lutzomyia longipalpis
Lineage: Eukaryota; Metazoa; Arthropoda; Insecta; Diptera; Psychodidae
Product: huntingtin-interacting protein K
Exons: 3
Coding region: 56-409 (117 amino acids)
Biological process (GO): negative regulation of apoptotic process; protein stabilization
Source: RefSeq, a predicted model, not a curated record